GCAAAUUCAAAGAGGAUUCUUGUGAGAUUCACUAUUCGUGGCUUGUUGUUGUCUGCAAUUGGGCGGCGGAAUACAUCAGAGUGUACGGUAUAAGCCGCGGCCGUGGAGGGUGAAUUUGGUUGAUAUACGCUCGGAAAUGCAUUUUGGGACACAUCUGCUUGGAGGAACGGCCACAGCAUUGUCGCGGGCGGCUCGGCGGAGCUCCGAGUCAACCCGCGACUAUGAUUAUUGCGAAUGCGGCGCGGAGGAUUGGGACUUCUUUUUUUUGGGUUCGGAGGGAAGAGAGGCCAACGGGCGAAGGAAGAAAAAUAAUAGUAAGGAAAGAAACGUUGGAUUGCAUACAUUACCUGACUGGUCACUGGCUGAGACGUAGGAG
This is a messenger RNA of Aaosphaeria arxii CBS 175.79, 376 nucleotides long. RefSeq lists its product as uncharacterized. The coding region runs from base 137 to 373 and encodes 78 amino acids. The record is from RefSeq and is a predicted model, not a curated record. The transcript has a single exon. Lineage: Eukaryota; Fungi; Ascomycota; Dothideomycetes; Pleosporales.